GGCGCCUCAGCCCCGCCCUCCGCACCACCUCCCUUGCCUGCUGGCUCCACCUUUUCCAGGCUCAUCGAACUGCUCGACUCUCUACUGUUCCUCACUUUUUCCGGCUAUUGCUGGGAGGGGAGGGGUUCAGGCCAAGCAAGCCGAGCGACGAGGUUAGCUGAUGCAACCUGGCUGGACUCGCGUGACAGUUCCCGGCACGCGACGGCGACGGUAACCCAGGAAGGGCCUCUGGUGCCGGGCUAAGUGUGGGAAGCAGGGGUAGCAGAGCCAUGGGGGACGCUCCCAGCCCUGAAGAGAAACUGCAGCUUAUCACCCGGAACCUGCAGGAGGUUCUCGGGGAAGAGAAGCUGAAGGAGAUACUGAAGGAGCGGGAACUUAAAAUUUACUGGGGAACGGCAACCACUGGCAAACCACAUGUGGCUUACUUUGUGCCCAUGUCAAAGAUUGCAGACUUCUUGAAGGCAGGAUGUGAGGUAACAAUUCUGUUUGCGGACCUCCACGCAUACCUGGAUAACAUGAAAGCCCCAUGGGAACUUCUAGAACUCCGAGUUAGUUACUAUGAGAAUGUGAUCAAAGCAAUGCUGGAGAGCAUUGGUGUACCCUUGGAGAAGCUCAAGUUCAUCAAAGGCACUGAUUACCAGCUCAGCAAAGAGUACACACUAGAUGUGUAUAGACUCUCCUCCAUGGUCACACAGCACGAUUCCAAGAAGGCUGGAGCUGAGGUGGUAAAGCAGGUGGAGCACCCUUUGCUGAGUGGUCUCUUGUACCCCGGAUUGCAGGCUUUGGAUGAAGAAUAUUUAAAAGUAGAUGCUCAAUUUGGAGGCAUUGAUCAGAGAAAGAUUUUCACCUUUGCAGAGAAGUACCUCCCUGCACUUGGCUAUUCAAAACGGGUCCAUCUGAUGAAUCCUAUGGUUCCAGGAUUAACAGGCAGCAAAAUGAGCUCUUCAGAAGAGGAGUCCAAGAUUGAUCUCCUUGAUCGGAAAGAGGAUGUGAAGAAAAAAUUGAAGAAGGCCUUCUGUGAACCAGGAAAUGUGGAGAACAAUGGGCUUCUGUCCUUCAUCAAGCAUGUCCUCUUUCCCCUGAAGUCUGAGUUUGUGAUCCUUCGAGAUGAGAAAUGGGGCGGAAACAAAACCUACACAGUUUACAUGGACCUGGAAAAGGACUUUGCUGCUGAGGUUGUACAUCCUGGAGACCUGAAGAAUUCUGUUGAAGUUGCGCUGAACAAGUUGCUAGAUCCAAUCCGGGAAAAGUUUAAUACUCCUGCCCUGAAGAAACUGGCCAGCGCUGCCUACCCAGAUCCCUCAAAGCAGAAGUCAAUGGCCAAAGGCCCUGCCAAGAAUUCAGAACCAGAGGAGGUCAUCCCAUCCCGGCUGGAUAUCCGUGUGGGGAAAAUCAUCACUGUGGAGAAGCACCCAGAUGCAGACAGCCUGUAUGUGGAGAAGAUUGACGUGGGGGAAGCUGAACCACGGACUGUGGUGAGCGGCCUGGUACAGUUUGUGCCCAAGGAGGAGCUGCAGGACAGGCUGGUAGUGGUGCUGUGCAACCUGAAACCCCAGAAGAUGAGAGGAGUCGAGUCCCAAGGCAUGCUUCUGUGUGCUUCUAUAGAAGGGAUAAACCGCCAGGUUGAACCUCUGGACCCUCCGGCAGGCUCUGCUCCUGGUGAGCGAGUGUUUGUGAAGGGCUAUGAAAAGGGCCAACCAGAUGAGGAGCUCAAGCCCAAGAAGAAGGUCUUUGAGAAGUUGCAGACCUUUCUGAAUUCAAGGUUCCUGAGGAACAUGGGGGUCUUAGGACUUCGCAUCUCUGACAGAUCAUUUAAGUUCCUGUGUGAGGGACUUCAGACAUUUCUUCAUUUGAUCUUCAGUCUGUGAUAGGAGAUUUUACCUGGCAAGAUACCUGACAAGGCCACAUAAUGUCAUCAGAAAUUAUGAGGCCACAGCCGGGCACGGUGACUAACACCCGUAAUCCCAGCACUUUGGGAGGCCAAGGCAGGCAGAUCACCUGAAGUCAGGAGUUCAAGACCAGCCUGGCCAACAUGGUAAAAUCUUGUCUCUACUAAAAAUACAAAAAAAGCUGGGCAUGGUGGUGGGUGCCUGCAAUCAGGCAAGAGGCUGAGGCAGGAGAAUCGCUUGAACCUGGGUGGUGGAGGUUGCAGUGAGCCAAGAUUGCACCAUUGCACUCCAGCCUGGCAACUGUGCAAAAGUCCAUCUCAAAAAAGAAAGAAAUGAUGAGGCCAGGAUCAGAACCCUCCCAGGGUCUCUCCUGCCCACCUUGAGUUUAGAGCACUCAUUGUCUCCUUGCCUUCUGGACAGUGAAGAUCUGACCUGCCGCAGCCAUCCCUGAAUUUAUUCAUUCAUUCAUUUAACAAAUACCGAGUCCAUAAUGUAGGUGUCAGGCGCUGUUCUGGGUGCUUGGGCUACAUCAGUGAAUAAAGCAGCAGGAGUUGACUCUCCUUGUGGAACUAACAAUCAUGUGACUCUUUCUAGUUAAUACCGUAUUUCCUUAGUUAUAUGAGUGCUUCUGGAGGACAUUGAGAGUAGUUUCCACUCUCUAUCCUCCUGCAUGAGGCCAUUUGCUUUGCCCACUCCCUCCUUUCCUGGUUUUCUAGUCUCACUUUGUGAAUCUCUCUUUUUUUAUAUAAAAUAAAUUUUUAUAGUAAAAAAUGUCUAAAAUAUAGGAGAAAAAUGAAUAAAACAAAAUAUCCUAGUUCCGCCACCUAGAGAUACUAAAGAAUGUCAUUAGUGAUUAUUUCCUUCUGGUCUUUUGCUAUGCUAGGAGGGAUAAUCUGUUUAUUAAUUAGAAACAGUGUCUCACUCUGUCACCUGAGCUGGAUUACAGUGGUACCAUCAUAGCUCCCUGUAACCUCAAGCCUGUAAACCUCCUGGACUCAAGUGAUUCUCCCGCCUUGGCCUCACAAAGCACUGGAAUUAUAGGCAUGAGCUACUACUGUACCUGGCCAUGAUUUUUUUUUUUCCAAGACAAAGUCUUGCUCUGUCGCCCAGGCUAGAGUGCAUGUUGGCUAGGCUUGUCUCAAACUCCUGAUCUUAGAUGAUCCACCCACUUUGGCCUCUCAAAGUGCUGGGAAUGAUUUUUAAAUUUAUCUUUAUGCAUGAAAAGUUUCCCCAUCUUCUUGAAACGUUGAAGGGGGCUGCACUGUAUAGUAUUCUACCAUAAUUAUCAAAAUCUGAACUCUUACUAGACAUUAAGGUUAUUCUGAGCUUUUUUUACUAUUAGAAUGAUGUGACAGAUGUCUUGGUACAUAGGCCUUUACACUUAGGAUUAUAUUCUUAAACUUCCCUAAAAUGAACUUACUUGAGUCAAAAGAUAUGAACGUGAAAGCUUUUGACAAGCAUCUCUUAGAAAAGCUGAGCCAGCUUACCCUGCUGGUAUAUAAGAGUUUUCUUGUAGUCCCACCACCAUCAUUAAAAUCUCUUUUGUUAUCUUGUC
This is a messenger RNA of Callithrix jacchus (white-tufted-ear marmoset), 3444 nucleotides long. It is a transcript of the gene YARS1, whose product is annotated as tyrosyl-tRNA synthetase 1. The record is from RefSeq and is a predicted model, not a curated record. NCBI's taxonomy places the organism in Eukaryota, Metazoa, Chordata, Mammalia, Primates, Cebidae. Gene Ontology annotation, biological process: tyrosyl-tRNA aminoacylation. Gene Ontology annotation, molecular function: tyrosine-tRNA ligase activity; tRNA binding; ATP binding.